GCAGAAGCAUAAGCAGAAGCGGAAGAGCUGAUAGUAGAAGUUGAUUACAGGGGAAGAGGAAGUUGAAUCAAAUCGAAAGAAGAAGGAAGGAAGGAGGAUAAGAAAAUGGUGAGAGUUGCGACGUACUUCGCGAUGACGCUUGGAGCUUUCGUGUUCUGGCAAUCCAUGGACAAGAUCCAUGUCUGGAUCGCUCUCCGUCAGGACGAAAAGCAUGAGAGGAUGGAGAAGGAAGAGGAGAUCAGAAGGGUCAGAGAAGAGUUAUUGCGGCAGCAGGCCAAUCGGAAGGAUUCUAUUGCUUGAAUUGAAAAAUGCUGUAAUUUUGAUACCCUUUACUUUUUUCUAAUUUCCCUUGCUGUUGUUUGUCCAAUGCAGUGUUAUUUGCUCAAAUAAAAUUUGUUAAUCAGGAGCUCUUCGAAUUUGAUUGGGUGGAUAUUUAACGUUGUUCUUUACGCAUGGACUUGUUUCAUAAAAUGCUACAUGUGAGUAAUUAUGGGAAUACAUUGCUUUGUUCAUUU
This is a messenger RNA of Gastrolobium bilobum, 515 nucleotides long. RefSeq lists its product as uncharacterized. The coding region runs from base 106 to 300 and encodes 64 amino acids. The transcript has 2 exons. The record is from RefSeq and is a predicted model, not a curated record. Lineage: Eukaryota; Viridiplantae; Streptophyta; Magnoliopsida; Fabales; Fabaceae.